AUGGAUGAUACUCUAUGUGGACAAAUUGAUCUUGUGAGGAAAUAUUUCCCCGAUGAUUCAAGCGAUACUUCGGCACCCAAUUUUGAUGAAAAUAAUAAUUUUAUGCAAUACUGCACUAAUAAAGGUUUAGAACAAAAUAAAUGCCAUACUGAUCUCGAUAAAAUUACGGUUGGAUUUUUAUGGUUACUUGCACAAUAUUAUUCUAUGUCCAUAGAUAAAAGUUAUAAUGAAGAUAGUACUAAUCCAUUUUUUCUAUAUAUGAUUUCAUGGUUUAGUUACAAAAUAAGGCAAAAAUCAAAUCACGAAAACACCCCAAUAAACGAUUAUUAUAAUAAUCAUGUAAAAGAUAAUGAUAAAUAUAAUGGUUUUACAAAAGAUGCUUAUACAUUUACACAACUUGAGGAUGUCUUAAAUAAAAAAAGUGAUAUUUUGAAUAUUAAUAUUGAAGAUCUGUCUAAAUUUUAUGAUGCAUUCAAAUUAUUAUGUAAUAUGUAUGGUAAUGUUGCAACGAAUACAAUUGACAAUACACUGUCAGAUAAUGCUACUAGGUUUUUUAAAAAAUAUACAGAACUCAAAGAUGACUAUAAUAUUGAAUAUACUACACGUAGUAAAAUAUUGCCUAUUUUAUCAACUAAUUAUGAUAAUUUUAAAAAUUAUUGUACUAAAAAAGGUUUUGAUUGUAAAGAUUUUCCAGAAAUAGAAACAAACAUUUCUGCACUAAAAUCUGGAUAUACAUCAAGUUCGUCGAUAGGAAAUAAAUUAUUUACAGUUUUAUCGAUAUUUGGUGCAAUAGCAUUCUUUUUAGGAAUUUCUUAUAAGUAUUCAUUAUUUGGAUUUCGGAAACGAGCUCAAAAACAAUAUUUAAGAGAAAAAAUAAAAAAUAUAAAGAAGAGAAUGAAUCGUUAA
Molecule: messenger RNA, 906 nt
Organism: Plasmodium yoelii
Lineage: Eukaryota; Apicomplexa; Aconoidasida; Haemosporida; Plasmodiidae
Product: PIR protein
Exons: 3
Coding region: 1-906 (301 amino acids)
Source: RefSeq, a predicted model, not a curated record